Molecule: messenger RNA, 675 nt
Organism: Boleophthalmus pectinirostris (great blue-spotted mudskipper)
Lineage: Eukaryota; Metazoa; Chordata; Actinopteri; Gobiiformes; Gobiidae
Product: pterin-4-alpha-carbinolamine dehydratase 2-like
Exons: 4
Coding region: 1-549 (182 amino acids)
Biological process (GO): tetrahydrobiopterin biosynthetic process
Molecular function (GO): 4-alpha-hydroxytetrahydrobiopterin dehydratase activity
Source: RefSeq, a predicted model, not a curated record
AUGACCCGCCCUCUGGUUUGUUUUGACCGGGACACGUGUAUGCCCUUUGCCCGGCCUGCGCUCCCCUCACACGGCGAAGAGGCGGCACCACCCCGCGACCUGAAAUCUGGAAGAGCCGUAUCUCUGCGGAACAAAGCGCCGUUUAUGUCCCGGUUAAUGUUUAGCCUGAGGGCUGGCAGCUCAUGGCCCCUGAGCCGUGUGUCCGCGCUCCUGGCCCGGCGUCACUCUGCUGCACACAUGUCCUCCGGCUCUCAUGGGCUCUCCUCUUCUGAGCGCAAGCAGCUUCUGUCCGAGCUCAGAGAAGCAGGAUGGGUCCAAGUAGAAAACCGAGAUGCCAUCUUUAAAGAACUGCACUUCAAAACGUUCAACCAGGCAUUUGGCUUCAUGUCCCGCGUGGCUCUUCAGGCCGAGAAGAUGAACCAUCACCCCGAGUGGUCCAACGUUUACAACAAGGUGCAGAUCACACUGACAAGUCACGACUGCGGAGGUCUGUCCAAGAGAGACGUCAAAAUGGCCAAAUUCAUCGACAAAAUUACACUUUCAAAUUAAGGAUUUAUUUUUUUUCCUCCUGCAUUUAAACUUUGAAAAUGUUCUUUACGUUGUCAUAAAUUUGUGAAAUUUGACCCAUUGUAAUAUUUUGUACAAUAAACGUGUGCAGUGCACACUUAAAUAUGA